Messenger RNA from Olea europaea var. sylvestris, 2231 nucleotides. RefSeq names its product ubiquitin carboxyl-terminal hydrolase 27. The transcript is spliced from 11 exons. The record is from RefSeq and is a predicted model, not a curated record. Gene Ontology annotation, biological process: protein deubiquitination. Gene Ontology annotation, cellular component: nucleus; cytosol. NCBI's taxonomy places the organism in Eukaryota, Viridiplantae, Streptophyta, Magnoliopsida, Lamiales, Oleaceae. The coding region runs from base 106 to 1770 and encodes 554 amino acids. Gene Ontology annotation, molecular function: cysteine-type deubiquitinase activity; cysteine-type endopeptidase activity.
UAAUUAUAGAUUAAUAAUUUCUAUUAACCAGAGAAGCGAAACAUUUCCUUUCUUGCGCCUUGAGUUAAAGGGCCUCUGAUUUCAUGCGUUGUAAGAGUUGCCAAAAUGAAAAUUCAAGAAAGCAUAAAAAUUAGUUCUUUGAUUCCAAAACUGUCUAAAUUUCUGCCUGAACGGAACUGGGGUUCUGCUUCUGGGCUAAAAAUAUCUGCAGCCGUUGGUGUACUGGGUGCUGCUAGUAUAAUCUUGGCUGUAAAAGAUAAAUUUUUGAACUUUAACAACCUGCUAUUGUUAUCAGAUAGUGAUUCUGAAAAGUAUUGGGCAGUCCCUGGAUUGCAAAAUUUUGGAAAUAAUUGCUUCUUGAAUGUUAUUUUGCAGGCUUUGGCAAGCUGCUCGAGCUUUCGGAAAUAUCUUGAAAAAACUGUGGAGGAAUUCAAGUUUUCAUCAGAUAGAGUUGAAAGCACGCCACUUGUUAAUGCCCUGUCUUCUCUAAUGGAAGAAUUAGGUACUGUCCGACAUGGAAGAGCUGUGCUCAGUCCAAGAAAACUUAUGCUAGCAAUGGAUAAUUACUUUCCAAGUUUCAAUCUAACUAGCCAGCAGGACGCCGAGGAAGCAUUUUCUCAUCUUUUGUCUUCAUUAAGAGAAGAACUAUCAGAGCAAUAUGUCCCUGAUCGCAGCUAUUUGGCUGAUUUGACUUCCCCUCAUCAUAGGAUUCGAAUAGUAAACAGCAGCAAUGGGUGGAGUGAAUGGCAAAGGUGGUUGCACAGUUUCCUUGGGCCCUUUGAUGGGAUAGUUGGCAGCAUUUUAGUUUGCCAAAGCUGUUCGAUUCAGAUAUCUCUAGAUUUUCAACUAUUCCACAGUUUGCACCUUUCACCCCCGAUCAGCCAUAAUGCUACAAUAAUGGAAGGAUGCUCCCUGGAGGAUUGCCUCAAUCAUUUUUUAGUUGCUGAACAUCUUGAGAAUUAUUGCUGCAGCCACUGUUGGCACAAUGCUGCAAUAAAAUAUGUGUCUACAGUGGCUGAAGAUAAGACAGAUGUUGAAAAAUUACAAAGUUGUACUCAUGAUGAUUCAUGUGACUGCAAAACCCUUUCUUCCCUUCAAGGGCUUCCAUGGUCAAAUAGGUUCUGUCGUGCUUUCAAGCAACUCAGUAUUGCACGGAGUCCUAAGAUUUUAUGCAUUCAUCUGCAACGUGCUUCAGCUAAUGUAUCUGGGCAAUCAGUCAAACUUCGGGGCCAUCUCUCUUUUCCAUUGUCCCUGGACCUGUCUCUAUUCAUGAAAAGUGAAGUGGGAAUAAAGAACUGGGAAGAAAGUUUGAAAUUUAAGCUAUCAAAAAACCAGUGGGAAAACAUUUCGUCAAGAACGAAGAUUGCGAAGGAAUCAGAAAGAAAUACAGUUGCACUACCCGAUAAUAAUUGCUUAAAAGCCUCUAUAGGAGGACCAAGUUUGCUUGAGAAUAGUGGAUUUGCUGAUACCAUAAUCGGUAGUAUGCCUGCGCUUUCUAAUGACAAGGAGGUUAGUACAACACCUUCAAAACCUCGAAUAUAUCGUCUAGUCUCUGUUGUGGAGCACUUUGGAAAUGUUGGAAGUGGACAUUACAUGGUUUACAGAAGAGUAACAGCAAAAUUAGGUGCUGAAGAUCCAAUUGCACUAUUGGAAUCUGCUAUUGAUCAAUGGUUUUGCAUCUCGGAUUCUGAAGUACGAAGUGUAUCAGAGAAAGAUGUUCUGAAUGCAAAUGCAAGUAUGCUGUUUUAUGAGAAAAUAGUUGAGCACUGAGACCUUUCAGUCUAGAUCUUUUUGUAUCAACUAUUCUGGAGAAACUGAGAGGUGCAAUUGGUUUGUUAUGGGGUCACCGUGAUUUUUUCACGUGUAGAGCUAUGGAGCCCAAAGUUUAGAGCUAAACUUUUCAUGACCAAAAAGGCCAGAAGAGAAAUCUUGCAAACGAUUGACGCAUAUAUUUAUGGAUAUAGAACUGAUGUCUGAAUAUUUGCAUUUGCACGCAUUUCCAGAACUCAAAGAGAUCCCAACGGACAGAUGGGAACAAUUAAUUGAAUUGUAUCGAUAUGUAAAUGGAAAAUAUAUGCUCUGCCUAACUGCCUUGAAGAUUCACCAUGUGCAUCAAUUUGUUUUUCCCUUAUUUUUGGGAUGUAUAAACUGAUGCUUGCUUCUUAGUUGCACUAUUACUGGAUAGUAAAUUCUGUUUGUUUUGUUCUACUAGAAAUCUCAAUAUUUUCAGG